Messenger RNA from Lathyrus sativus (Indian pea), 954 nucleotides. The record is from the annotation of a GenBank genome assembly. Lineage: Eukaryota; Viridiplantae; Streptophyta; Magnoliopsida; Fabales; Fabaceae.
AUGUCUAUCGAUUCGCUAAACGACGUCGCUUCAUGCUCCCCGGAGAUGGAAAAGUUCCUGUGUGAAUUGCUGUUGGACUCCACUCAACCCAUCUCUGAACGCUUCAGAGCCCUCUUCUCUCUUCGGAACCUCAAGGGUCCUGCUCCUCGCACCGCCCUUAUUCUCGCAACUAGAGAUUCGUCUAAUUUGUUAGCACAUGAAGCUGCAUUUGCAUUAGGUCAAAUGCAAGAACUGGAAGCCAUUCCUGCAUUGACCUCAGUUCUUAAUGAUCUCUCUUUGCAUCCCAUUGUUCGCCAUGAGGCAGCGGAAGCACUUGGCGCUAUUGGUUCAGAUAGUAAUGUUUCUCUGUUGAAGCGUAGUUUGGAGUCUGAUCCGGCUCAAGAGGUUCGAGAGACGUGUGAAUUGGCUCUUCAACGUAUUCUGAAUUUAAGAAAUGCAGCUACUACGGAUGAUUCGACUGCACCUGGUAUUUCUCCGUUUAAGUCUGUUGAUCCUGCAGCACCGGCCACGUGUUGUUCUUCGGUUAAUCAAUUAAGGGAGUUACUUCUUGAUGAGGAAAAAGGGAUGUAUGAGCGAUAUGCGGCUCUUUUUGCACUCCGGAAUGACGGUGGAAACAAAGCUGUUACUGCUAUUAUUGAUUCCUUGGGUUCCAAGAGUGCUUUACUGAAACAUGAGGUUGCAUACGUUUUGGGCCAAUUGCAAGACAAAGCUGCUUCAGCAGCUCUAUCCAAUAUACUUCGAGAUGUGAAUGAGCAUCCAAUGGUUAGACAUGAGGCUGCUGAAGCUCUUGGUUCAAUUGCAGAUGACCAAAGUGUAGCCCUUCUUGAAGAGUUUACAGCAGACCCAGAAGCUCUUGUCUCACAAAGUUGUCAAGUUGCUCUAAGCAUGCUAGAAGCUGAAAGAUCAGGGAAAUCUUUUGAGUUCUUGUUCAUGCGUACUCCAACUGUGGUGUAA